AUGGACAUUGGCUAUGAGGAAAAACCUUGGACAUGGAGUAAUAGGUGGGACAAUGAGGGAGAGAUCAGAGAACGUUUAGAUAGAGUAUUGGGAUCUGGGAGUUGGUGUAAUAGUUUUAGGAAUGCAAGAUGCAGGCAUCUAGAGACCGAAGCUUCUGACCAUUCUAUGUUGUUGGUAGAUAUAAAACCUGCAAUGGGGAAGAGGUGGAAGAAGAGGUUUGUGUUUGAUAGGAAUUGGCUUCAACAUAAGGAGAUGGGGAAUAUAGUUAAGUCAGCCUGGAACACUAGUUGUAUAGGGUCCAGAUUCUUCAAGUUUCAAUUUAAAAUCAAGCAGUGUAGAGUGGCCUUACUGAGAUGGAACAAGCAGAAGGAGAGCAAUUUUGGGAAAAUCAUCUUACAGACUAAAAAAGAGAUGAAAGUGCUAAGGGAUAGUAAUGUAAGUGGAAAAGGGGUCAGACUGGCAUUGUUGAAGAAAAAACUAGUUGCAGUUUAUAUGGAUGAAGAGGUCUAUUGGAGUCAAAAAGCAAAACAGAAAUGGUUAACAGAAGGAGAUAAAAACACCAAAUUCUAUCAUGUUUGUGUGGCUGGAAAAAGGAAAAGGAAUAGGAUUGGUCUUAUCAAGAAAAGAGAUGGGGAUUGGUGUAAGGAUGAGGAGGAGACUGGCACAGAAAUAAUCCAAUAUUUCAAAGACAUUUUUACUGCUGAGGCUCCUCAGGGCAUUGAUGCCAUCCUAAAUGAAAUUUCACAGUCCAUAACUAGUGUGAUGACCAAACAGCUUAUCUUACCUGUGACUGAGCAGGAGGUUCACAGAGCUGUCUUCUCUAUGCAUCCAAACAAGUCACUUGAUCCUGAUGACGGCUUCUCAGUUCUGCUCAAUCAAGCAGUCAGACAGGGAAAACUAACUGAUCUCCAAUUGUCUUCUGGUGGUCCUAGAUUAUCUCAUCUCUUUUUUGCAGAUGACUCAUUAAUAUUCUGUAAGGCCAAGGAAGAGAAGGCAGUGCAGUUGAUGGAGGUUCUAAGGCAAUAUGGUGAUGCUUCAGAACAACUCAUCAAUAUUGAGAAAUCAUCAAUUUUCUUUAGCAAAAAUGUCCCAACAGGGGAGAGGUUGAAGGUGCUUGAGAGAGUGAGAGGGAUGAAGAAGGUUAAACAGAGCAGGUACUUGGGUCUACCUUUGGAAAAGGUGAUUAGACGGAUAUCAGGAUGGAAAGAGAAGUUGCUCAGUAUGGCUGGAAAAAAAAUGCUACUGAAAUCUGUGGUCAUGGCUCUUCCAGCAUAUGUGAUGUCAUGUUGCAAGCUUCCUAAGGAACUUUGUAGGGGUAUUGGGAAAGAGAUGGCUAAGUUUUAG
Messenger RNA from Coffea arabica (coffee), 1344 nucleotides. RefSeq lists its product as uncharacterized. Lineage: Eukaryota; Viridiplantae; Streptophyta; Magnoliopsida; Gentianales; Rubiaceae. The record is from RefSeq and is a predicted model, not a curated record.